Alternaria burnsii is the source of this 381-nucleotide messenger RNA. RefSeq lists its product as uncharacterized. The transcript has a single exon. Bases 1 to 381 code for a protein of 126 amino acids. Gene Ontology annotation, cellular component: intracellular anatomical structure. The record is from RefSeq and is a predicted model, not a curated record. NCBI's taxonomy places the organism in Eukaryota, Fungi, Ascomycota, Dothideomycetes, Pleosporales, Pleosporaceae.
AUGGGCAUCGCAUACGCUGCGACAAACGACCUGAACAACGCAGACGCCCAGCGUGAGAUAUUUCAGAUGACUUUGGAACACGUGCCAAAAAGUCGAUUAGAUUCUCAGAACCGCAUUGUGGACGUACUCAAAGUGGCCAGUUCCAUGUUGAACGGCGAGAUCGAAUACCGGAAACAGAACUAUGAUUUCUCAUUCUUCCCAAUACGGGAAGCUAUCAAGCAUGAAGAAAAUCUGACGUAUAUUGAGCCUUGGGGUUGGAUGCUCCCGGCAAGACAUCCAUGUGGCGCUAUAUCACACAAUUUCAACGCCCACACACGAAAGACCGAGAAAACGCUUGCCGUAUCUGAAGACGACUUCCGUGCCGAUUGCUGGCUGAUUUAA